Molecule: messenger RNA, 813 nt
Organism: Thermothielavioides terrestris NRRL 8126
Lineage: Eukaryota; Fungi; Ascomycota; Sordariomycetes; Sordariales; Chaetomiaceae
Exons: 2
Coding region: 110-679 (189 amino acids)
Biological process (GO): protein acetylation
Molecular function (GO): N-acetyltransferase activity
Source: RefSeq, a predicted model, not a curated record
GCAAAGAACAAGAUGCCCCACUUUGGUGUUUUUAAAAGCAGCUGCAGUUCCACGACGACGAGUGCCGGCCAGAAUAUUUCAAGUCAACAAAAGCCGUAGACCUGCCACCAUGGCCUCCAACGCGCCCAUUGUCCGGCACGCGCGCCGGGAAGACGUGCCCGCGAUCCUCCAGCUGAUCCGCGAGCUGGCCGACUACGAGCACGAGCUGCACAGCGUCGAGGCCACCGAGGCGAAGCUGCUCGAGACCAUCGCCUUUGCGCCCUCAGACCCGGCCUCUGCGGCUGCCGCCCCCGCCGCCGACGGGCUGCCGCAGACGGAGCCGACCUCGCCCGCCAAGCCGGCGCGCUGCCUGCUGCUGGAGACGCCGGCCGGCGCGGUCGCCGGCAUGGCGCUGUACUUCUACAACUACAGCACGUGGCGCGCCCGCCCGGGCAUCUACCUCGAGGACCUGUACGUGGCGCAGAGCGAGCGCAAGCGCGGCUACGGCACGCGCCUGCUGGUCGCGCUGGCCAAGGAGGUCGUGGCCAUGCGCGGCGGCCGGCUCGAGUGGAGCGUGCUCAAGUGGAACGAGCCGUCCAUCCGCUUCUACGAGAGCAUCGGCGCCCGCAUGAUGAGCGAGUGGGUCGGCAUGCGCGUCGAUGGCGAGGCCCUGACCAAGCUGGCGGGGUUGCUGGACUGAGGGGGGCCGCGCCGCUGUGUGAAAUCAGAGACAGGCCACGGUCUGGUGUAUCUUGUUUGCGAGUUAGCGCAUUGACACAUCCGCGGCUGGUCCUUCGAUAGGACCCCGUUGUUUCAUUGCCCUGUCGGCGACGC